Messenger RNA from Exophiala oligosperma, 1584 nucleotides. RefSeq lists its product as uncharacterized. Lineage: Eukaryota; Fungi; Ascomycota; Eurotiomycetes; Chaetothyriales; Herpotrichiellaceae. The record is from RefSeq and is a predicted model, not a curated record. Bases 1 to 1584 code for a protein of 527 amino acids. The transcript has 4 exons. Gene Ontology annotation, molecular function: oxidoreductase activity, acting on paired donors, with incorporation or reduction of molecular oxygen; heme binding; monooxygenase activity.
AUGAUCUUUUCACUCUCAUUAGCGUUCCCAAGUGAACGUUUACCGUUUGGUGUGUCCCUGAUGCAACUGGCCGUGGUCUGUUUAGUUCUUGCGAUCUUGCUGAGGAUAGUUCAAGGUGUCUAUAUCCAUCCAUUAAAGAAUGUUCCAGGCCCUCUAUUGGCCAAGAUCUCCUCCAUUUCUGUCUAUCUGGCCAACCUGAAAGGCGUUCGAAGUCACACACUGCUCAAUCUCCACGACAAAUAUGGACCAUAUGUCCGUGUUGGUCCUAAUGAGGUGUCCAUCUCCGACCCCGAAAUGUACCGAAAGAUCUAUACCCGCGGAGCCAGCAUCAAGGAGGACUCGUUCUAUUCUUCAACCCGACUCACGCCGCCAAACGAGAACAUCUUCAGUAUGAGAAACAAAGCCCAGCACGCCGCUCGACGCAAGAUGGAAAACGACCCAUACUCUCUCCAGGCCAUUAACCAACAUGAACCGGUCAUCUGGAACAAGGCCCAUAUCUUCCUAAAACGAAUCAUCUCCGAGGCCGCCGCAUCGUCGUCUCACAGUGUCGAUGUGCAUCCACUAUGUGGCUUAUUCAGCCUCGAAGUCAUCUGUCAAGUCGCCUUUGACAAUGAUCUUGACGCCGAGUCGACAGCCCCGGGGCUCAACUUCCUCCACGCCAUGAGUCAAGCAGCGAUGAUCACGCCCUUGACCGACACCUUUCCCCUCCUAGCGCAUACAAAGCUGAGCGAGUCCUUGCCCGGCAUCAUUGGCAAGGCAUUCAGCCAGCGGCGACAGUGGGAAGAGACCACGCGAGCCAUCUACACGUCGUUUAAGCGCCAGUCAGAACAGACCGGACGGGGUGGCAAAGAGAAAUUUCUCGCCUCGCCGUUCGUCCACAAAAUCGACGACUUUUUGGGUCGUCGACUCACCGAAGACGAGGGCCUGGAGGAAGCCAUGGGCCUGGCCUUUGCCGGCAGCGGCACCACGUCCACCACGAUCGUCUAUAUUCUCUACCACCUCUCGCGACCGGAAAAUCGAGCCAUGCAACUUCGACUGCGCGAGGAGCUCUGCUCUCCCGACGGGUCCGCGGCCAGUGUCACUGAUUUACCCUAUCUCAAUGCUGUGAUCAAGGAAGCCAUGCGCCUGAAUCCCUCGUUGAUGGGGACCUUGCCCCGAAUUCUGACCACGACGGUCGUGGCAGACACCGACGACGACCACGUCCAAGCCGGGACCAAACACAAACCUCUGGUUUUCCCCCCCGGGACACGGAUCGCGAUGCAGAACUAUGUCCACCACCGGAACCCCAAGGUCUAUCCCGAUCCGCAUUCGUUCAACCCGGACCGAUGGCUUGGGACGACGGGAUCGUCGAGCGCGGCGGAAAAAGCAUUUACACCCUACAGCCUAGGGCCAAGGAACUGCAUCGGACAGAAUCUGGCCAAUCUGGAGCUCCGGGUUGCCACGGCGCUGCUGUUCCGUAACCUCGAUUUCCGGCUCAAUCCAACGAUGAGGGAGGAAGACAUGGAGAUGGAAGAUCGGUUUGCCGCCUUGGUUCGAGGCGGGAAGCUAUUGCUUGACGUGGAGAGAUUAUCUCCUGCGGCGUGA